UCUAUUCAAUCAUUUCAUAUGAUGAACAGCUGCAAAGUUUUUCAUAAAUUCUUGUCAAACCAAAUAAUCCACCGAUUCAAACAUUAUGAUGUAAUUAUAUCGGGCGGUGGAGUAGUCGGAUUGACUAUGGCUAGUGCCUUAGCAAAUAAUCCAUUAUUAAUUGACAAGAAGAUUAUAUUGCUAGAACGAGGCAAAGAUAUGGAGCAAUCAAAUAUAUCUUAUAAAAGUCCAGUAUAUGCUAUUACAAUAAGGAGUAAGGAAUUAUUUAAAAAAAUUGGAGCAUGGAAUAUUAUUAAAAAAAAUAGAUUUAAAGAAGUUCAAAGAAUGCAAAUAUGGGACAGCUUUUCAGAAGCCAAUUUAGUUUUUGAAAGUAAUGACAUGAUGAGUGCUAUCAUUUAUAUUAUUGAACAGGAUAUUAUUAUAUCAGCAUUGAAACAAACUUUAUCUUCUCCUUUAAACAAAAAUUUUGAACUAAAAUAUGAAUCAGAUAUUAAUCAAUAUGCUUACCCAAAUAACAAAAACAUGGAUGAGGUUGAAGUUCAUUUGAGCAAUGGUGAUAUAUUAAAAACUCAACUUUUAAUUGGAUCAGAUGGCUACAACUCUUUAAUCAGAAAAACUAAAAAAGCCCCUUGUUUUGAAUGGGAUUAUGAACAGGCUGCUAUUAUUGCAACACUAAAUUUAUCAACUUUUGAUUCUCAAAAAUAUGGAGAUGAAGAAACCACUAUGUCACAGAGUCAAGAAAACAUGGUGGCCUGGCAAAAGUUUACCCCUCAUGGUGUGGUUGCCCUUUUACCUCUAAACUCUACCCAAAGCUCCCUCGUUUGGUCUGUGCCACACCUUCAUGGUCAUGACAACAAAUUGAUGCACAUGAAUGAAGAGAUGUUUGUGGAUGAAUUGAACAAAACAUUGUGGAACGCGAACAUCGAAAAUGAGCGAAUACUGAAACUGGAAAGUUGGAUGGAUAAACUAUUGGACGUGCUACCGUUCGAGAACAUCAAGAAAAGAAGAAUUAACACUUACAAACAAUUUCCGCCCCGCAUAACAUCCAUCCAAGAAGGUAGUAGAAUGAAGAUUCCUUUGAAAUUCAUGUUCGCCUCUCGUUUCGUGUGGCCUAGAGUGGCUCUCAUAGGUGAUGCUUGCCAUAGAGUCCAUCCUUUAGCUGGUCAAGGCCUUAAUUUAGGAUUGGGAGAUGUGGAAUGUCUGCAAAGAAUUCUCGCUGACUCCUUAUGCUCCACUUGCAAUAUAGGUUCUCACGCACAAUUACUCAGAUAUCAAACCGAGAGAUUGAGGCAUACGGUGCCUAUAAUAACGGCCAUAAACGUUAUAAAUUUACUCUACUCCAAAACUUAUAAAAGUAGUUUCGAUGAUUUGUCUCAUACAGGAUUACCUGCCAUGAGCGCUAUUACAAGGACUCUAGGUCUACAAAUGGUCGAUUCGUCACAAUAUAUAAAAAGAAUAUCAUAUUUUUGCCAACUAAAGUAUACUAUACAUGCGUGUGGCACGGAAAAAAUGCCUAAUCUCCUGCUUUAUCAUAUUGGAGCAUCAUAAAGUUAUCUUCCUCUUUACGACAAUUUAGAUCGGAUAUGCAACCAGUGCUUCUGAAGGUUAAAUAGUCAACGUACUACUGAACUAUAAUGGCAUCCUAUUGAUUUAAAAAUAAUCGG
Molecule: messenger RNA, 1664 nt
Organism: Gordionus sp. m RMFG-2023
Lineage: Eukaryota; Metazoa; Nematomorpha; Gordioida; Chordodea; Parachordodidae
Product: ubiquinone biosynthesis monooxygenase COQ6, mitochondrial-like
Exons: 13
Coding region: 19-1548 (509 amino acids)
Biological process (GO): ubiquinone biosynthetic process
Cellular component (GO): mitochondrion
Molecular function (GO): FAD binding; oxidoreductase activity, acting on paired donors, with incorporation or reduction of molecular oxygen, NAD(P)H as one donor, and incorporation of one atom of oxygen
Source: RefSeq, a predicted model, not a curated record